Messenger RNA from Phytophthora sojae, 1632 nucleotides. RefSeq lists its product as hypothetical. Bases 1 to 1632 code for a protein of 543 amino acids. The record is from RefSeq and is a predicted model, not a curated record. Gene Ontology annotation, molecular function: acid phosphatase activity; metal ion binding. Lineage: Eukaryota; Oomycota; Peronosporomycetes; Peronosporales; Peronosporaceae. The transcript has a single exon.
AUGCGGGCCAUCUGCGUGGCGGUCGCUGCCGUCUUGUGCUCCGUCGUCUCGGGCAAGUCGGCCGGCUUCGUGGACCACGUUAAGAAAUUCUUCAGCGACGACGACAACUCGGCCGUGUCGGGCAGCGUCGUGGACGACGACAAGUGCGUGUAUGAUUGGUCCUCAUUGAGCUGCACGCCCGAAGCCUCGUGCUCUCUGCAGUACCAGUUCGGCGACGUCACGCCCUCUCACGCCUGCCGAGUGCGUGACACGAGCAACGCGACUAUGGCGCCGCAGCAGCUGCACUUGGCAUUCGCUGGAGAAGAAGCUGGAACGGGGAUGGCGAUCUCUUGGACGACGUUUAAACUGGACAGUGCGCCAAUGGUGUGGCUCGGCCGCACUGAGGCCAAGCUAAAGGUGGUGGCCAAUGCUGAAAUUGAGACCAAGUCGUACUACAAGGACAAGGACUACGAACUCUACAGCUACCACGCGGUUGUGAGCGGAUUGAAGCCGAACACAAAGUACUUUUAUAAGGUCGGCAACGCCAAGAACAAGCACUUUCAGAGCGGGGUGAGCUCCUUUAAGACAGCGCGCGCCUCUGGGGACGAAAGCCCGUUCACUAUCGCAGUGUACGGCGACAUGGGAGCGGAUGACAACUCGGUCGCCACCAACAUGUACAUGAACAGCCUCGUGGACGAAGUGGAUUUCGUCUACCACCUCGGGGACAUUUCCUACGCGGACAACGCCUUCCUCACAGCCGAGAAAGUGUUUGGAUUUUACUACGAGCAGGUGUACAACAAGUUCAUGAACUCCAUGACCAACAUCAUGCGGCGGAUGGCCUACAUGGUGCUCGUGGGGAACCACGAAGCGGAAUGCCACUCCCCGACGUGUCUAUUAUCCAAGAGCAAGAAGGACCAACUGGGCAACUACUCGGCGUUCAACUCACGCUUCAGGAUGCCGUCGGCCGAGAGCGGGGGCGUGCUCAAUAUGUGGUACUCGUACGAGUACGGCACGGUCCACUUCACGUCGCUGUCGUCUGAGACGGACUACCCGAACGCCCCCAGCAACGCGUACUUCACGAAACGUGUGUAUGGGAACUUCGGUGAUCAACUGGCGUGGCUAGAAGAGGAUCUGAAGGCUGCGGACUCCAACCGCGACCAAGUUCCGUGGAUUAUUGUCGGUAUGCACCGACCGAUGUACACGAUCCGUUCGUGUGAUGCGGAUGGUACGCCGAACAACGACUACGAGGCUCGGAAUGUGCAGGAAGCGUUUGAGGAGCUGUUCAUCAAGUACAAGGUGGAUCUGGUGCUGCAAGGUCACGUUCAUACGUAUGAGCGGCUUUAUCCGACUGCGAACAGCAGUGCUGUUAUGGAUGGAGUUUCAAAAGACAACAAGGCAUACGAGAACCCGCAGGCGCCUGUGUACGUUAUCCAAGGAACUGCAGGCGGCCCAGAGGGAUUGUUCCAGUAUACGAGCCCUCCGUCGCCGGCGUGGCUCGCGCUGGUGGACAACAAGCACUUCAGCAUUACUCGGCUGUCAGUGACCCCGACCAACCUAACACUGUCGAAGAUUGAGAGCGCAACGGGCAUCAUUCAUGAUGAAUUUUCUAUUAUCAAGGCGCCAGCUACCGCAGAAAAGGCAGUAAAAGUAUAA